CUCUGUAGAACGCGUGGAAAGCCUGCACUUGGGAGCCUGCAGAGAGUCUGAAUUGCCUUCGAAGAGUCGCUAAAAGCCAAAAAGCAGCCAAUGAAGCGGCGAGAAGUAGGGUCACCAGCCAAAAACACACGCAGCAAGCGCAAGACCAUCAUGGAGGGGGCCGAGCCGUUCGAGCGCGGCUUGGAGCCGGCUAAGAUACUGGGCGCCAACGUCAACUCGUCGGGUCAAAUCACAUUCCUGAUGAAAUGGAAGGGCAUCGACAGUCCCGAUAUGGUGAGUGCCAAAGUGGCCCACAUAAAAUGUCCACAGCUGGUCAUUGCCUUCUACGAGGAGCGCGUGGUCUUCGAAAAGAAGGACAACCCCUCUGGCAGCACUGCUGGCGGAUCAGACGACGAACAGGAAGAGAAUGACGAGGUUAAAAUCGAGAUCAAAACCGAGGCCGAGAACCAGAAUUCGGACGACGAGCUUUCAAUCGGAGAAACCUACAACUGAGCAUAUUCCCCAUAACCUCACAAUAACCUAUACAAAUUGAAUGUUCUAGAAACGAAUAAAGCACACAUCUCCCAUUGUUCUUGUA
This is a messenger RNA of Drosophila persimilis, 577 nucleotides long. Its product is annotated as chromobox protein homolog 5. The record is from RefSeq and is a predicted model, not a curated record. Bases 91 to 492 code for a protein of 133 amino acids. Gene Ontology annotation, cellular component: nucleus. The transcript has a single exon. Lineage: Eukaryota; Metazoa; Arthropoda; Insecta; Diptera; Drosophilidae.